Messenger RNA from Scophthalmus maximus (turbot), 1994 nucleotides. It is a transcript of the gene tram2, whose product is annotated as translocation associated membrane protein 2. The coding region runs from base 92 to 1264 and encodes 390 amino acids. The record is from RefSeq and is a predicted model, not a curated record. Gene Ontology annotation, cellular component: endoplasmic reticulum membrane. NCBI's taxonomy places the organism in Eukaryota, Metazoa, Chordata, Actinopteri, Pleuronectiformes, Scophthalmidae. Gene Ontology annotation, biological process: protein insertion into ER membrane; SRP-dependent cotranslational protein targeting to membrane, translocation. The transcript is spliced from 11 exons.
CACCGGCGACAAAGUUAACUCCUGAACUUCGUAGCCAUCACAAAAAUUGUGAUUUAUAAAAUAGCAGGGGAAACGGCGGCAGCGGGCUGACAUGGCAUUUCGCCGACGGAACAAGAGUUACCCUUUCUUCAGCCAGGAGUUCCUCAUUCAGAACCAUGCCGACAUCGUCUUCAGUUUUGUCAUUUUCAUUUUGAUUGGGUUGAUGUUUGAGGCUACAGCCAAGACGGCCAUACUGUUCAUUCAGCCUCAGUACAAUGUCACCACGCUAUCAGCAGAGGGAGAGGUGACGCUGUACCAGUACGGAUGGAAGGACUCUGCCACCAUCCUCUUCUAUUUCUUCAUCGCCAUCAUUCUCCAUGCGGUAGUGCAGGAGUAUCUCCUGGAUAAAGUGAACCGGCGUCUCCACCUCUCCAAGAGCAAGAACACCAAGUUCAACGAGUCGGGUCAACUGUGCGUGUUUCACUUUGUUUCCAGUGUGUGGAGUUUUUACCUUCUCAUAACGGAGGGAUAUCUCCUGCAUCCCAGCAGCCUUUGGGAGAACUAUCCCCAUGCUCACCUCAGGUUUCAGGUGAAGUUUUUCUACCUCACUCAGCUGGCCUACUGGCUCCAUGCCUUGCCAGAGCUCUACUUCCAGAAAGUACGCAAGGAGGAGAUUUCUCGCCAGCUGCAGUACAUCAGCCUGUAUCUUCUGCACAUCUCGGCAGCCUAUUUGUUAAACUUGAGUCGUGUGGGUCUGGUCCUUCUCUUCCUGCAGUACGUGUCAGAGCUGGGCUUCCACAUCGCCAGACUCUUCUAUUUCACUGAUGAGAACCAUCAGAAAACGUUUGACCUGUGGGCGAUCAGCUUUGUGUUUACACGAAUGGUCACUCUGACCCUGAUGUUCCUGGCCGUCGGGUUUGGUUUGGCUCGCGCCGAGAACCAGGGGCUGGACUUGGAGAUGGGAAACUUCAACACUGUACUGAUAAGGAUGAUCGUUCUACUGCUGGUAUGUUUGACCCAAUCUUGGCUCCUCUGGAAGUUCAUCCGCUUCCAGCUGAGGCGCUGGAGGGAGUUCAGACACGAGCAGGCUCUCCGCAAGAAGGCUGCCCCAAAACAACCCCUACGGACACUCAAGAGAGACUCGCAUCACAGUAAAUGUUCUGCCUUAGUAGACAUCCUGACUUCUCACCUCCCUCUCUCCCUGCCAGUUGGUCACCAUGAAAAUGGCGUUCUUAAAGCGGAGAACGGAGCCUCUCCUCGGACCAAAAAACUCAAAUCCACCUAAGAUUAACACACAGACUGGACAGCGGCCUUAGCCCAGGCUAAGGUCUGUCUCAACAGCAAACAACGGGGGGAACCGGAGGCCAGCUGGCCACCGGGCUCCUGGUCGACUCAUGUCCCGAGAAGUUACGGGGGACUCAGUCGCUGCAGACUUAGGCUUGAAUGCUGGAAAAUGAAAACAAAGGAAAUCUCUUGAACCCAAAAGACAUUUACUCUUCUCAAUCGUAUCAGUAUUUUUAUACAUCUACGCAUCCUAAUGGAACACCACCGUAUGCAGAAAAGCACACUGCGCGUGUCAGUGUUGGAUGCGUUUGUGCGUCAUACACGAGUACUGUAUUAGCUGUAGUGUUUGUCUGAUAUUGAAGCUGUUUGCAGCUCUUCCCUUUGAAGAAAACAGGCUUUGCUUGUUUUCUGCUCUGAUUCACAGGAGCAAUAAUUAAAAUGUUACUGAUGAUAUGCUACGAGCUUACUGUAUGCUGGCCUCAGCGUUAUCGCUCUCCCGUGUCAGGGAAGGGAUUCUGGCCAAACAAUAGUUUUCACCCGAGGAUCCUCCCGAUGAUUUACAUCUUGUCUAAAAUUCCUACAUUCUCUCACUGGUCACUUAAUAGAUAUGUAUCAAGUAUGUAUGUUGGAUAUUACCGCAUGCCAUUCCAUGUUUUGUUUUUUUUCAUUCUUUCUUUUAAAUGAUUUGUUAAUUUCUUUAUUAAAAAAACAACGCAAUUUUCUGAAAAAGA